Messenger RNA from Hipposideros armiger (great roundleaf bat), 1959 nucleotides. It is a transcript of the gene GPR50, whose product is annotated as G protein-coupled receptor 50. The transcript is spliced from 2 exons. The record is from RefSeq and is a predicted model, not a curated record. NCBI's taxonomy places the organism in Eukaryota, Metazoa, Chordata, Mammalia, Chiroptera, Hipposideridae. Gene Ontology annotation, biological process: G protein-coupled receptor signaling pathway. Gene Ontology annotation, cellular component: plasma membrane. Bases 112 to 1959 code for a protein of 615 amino acids. Gene Ontology annotation, molecular function: melatonin receptor activity.
GUUUGCUCUCUGGUAGUCCGAGGGGAGGCAGCUUUCCCUAAGCUCCUGGUGACCGAGCAGGUGUUUGCUGUCUGGACCGGCUGGAAGAUCUUAACGGUCUCUGGCAGCAAUAUGGAGCCUACCCUGGCAGUCCCCACCCCAUUUGGCUGUAUUGGCUGUAAGCUGCCUCAGCCAAACUACCCACCGGCUGUAAUCACCUUUAUGUUCUGCGCAGUGGUUAUCACCAUCAUCAUAGACGUGAUCGGCAACUCCAUGGUCAUUCUGGCUGUGGCUAAGAACAAGACGCUCCGAAAUUCUGGCAACAUGUUCGUGGCUAGCCUCUCUGUGGCUGACAUGCUGGUGGCCAUCUACCCCUACCCUCUGAUGCUGCAUGCCAUGGCCGUUGGGGGCUGGGAUCUGAGCCAUUUCCAGUGCCAGGUGUUUGGAUUCAUCACAGGGCUGACUGUGGUCAGCUCUAUCUUCAAUAUCAUGGCGAUUGCCAUCAACCGUUACUGCUACAUCUGUCACAGCCUCCAGUAUGAGCGGAUCUUCAGCAUGCGCAAUACCUUCAUUUUCCUGGCCAUCACCUGGAUCAUGGCCAUCCUGGCUAUCCUGCCCAACACGUACAUUGGCACCAUUGAGUACGAUCCUCGCACCUACACCUGCAUCUUCAACUACCUGAACAACCCCGUCUUUGUCGUGACCAUCGUCUGUAUCCACUUUGUCAUCCCUCUGCUCAUAGUGGGUUUCUGCUACCUGAGGAUCUGGAUCAAAGUGCUGGCGGCCCGGGCCGCGACUGGGCAGAAUCCUGACGGCCAGCUUGCUGAGGUUCACAAUUUUCUAACCAUGUUUGUGAUCUUCCUCCUCUUUGCAGUGUGCUGGUGCCCUAUCAACGUGCUCAAUGUCUUAGUGGCUGUCAGUCCAAAAGAGGUGGCAGGCAAGGUCCCCUACUGGCUUUAUCUUGCAUUGUACUUCAUAGCCUACUUCAAUAGCUGCCUCAAUGCUGUGAUCUAUGGGAUCCUCAAUGAGAAUUUCCGAAGAGAAUACUGGGUCAUCUUCCAUGCUAUACGGCACCCUAUCCUCUUCCUCUCUGGCCUCUUCACUAAUUUGCGUGAGCGGUGGGAGACCCAGACCCGUGACCGUUUCCGUGCCCGUCUCUGUGCCCGUCUCUGUGCCCGUCUCUGUGCCCACGCCAGUUACGACGUCCGAGAGGAAACCCAUGAAGAAGACCGUGCCAAUGCCUGUCCUGCGGUGGAGGAAAUACCAAUGCAUGCCUGGAAUGUUCCACUACCUGGCGAUGCUGCCACUGGCCAACCUGGGUGUGCCUCUGGCCACCCCAGGCCGGCUUCUGGCCACUUGAGGCCUGCCUCUGUCUACCGCAAAUCUGUCUCGGGCCACCCCAAGGCUGUCUUUAGCCACUCCAAGCUUGCUUCUGGCCACCCCAAAUCUGCCUGUGGUCACUCCAGGUCUGCCUGUGGUCACCCCAAGCCUGCCACUGUCCGUUUUAAGGCUGACUCUGUCCAUUUCAUGUCUGCCUCCAGCCACCCCAUUCCUGUCACUGGCCACCACAUCUCUGUGGGCAGCCACUCCAAGAGUGCCUUCAGCCUUAUCACCAACAGCCCUAAACCCACCACUGAACACAUCAAGCCUGCUACCAGCCUCCCUGAGCCCACCACUGCCGACUCUCCUAAGCCUGCUACCACCAGCCACCUCGAGCCUGCCAUCACUGGCCACCCUGAUCUCACUGCCUCCUGCCACCCUGAGACCACUGCUGCUGGCCACCUUGAGUGUGACAUCACUGACUUCCCUGAGCCUCCCUCCAGUCCUGCCACUAGAACCCCUGAGCCUGCUGACAGCCGGCUGGAGCCUGUCGGUGUCACUGACCCUCUUGACUCCACUGUGGUCACCACUGACACCAGUGAUUACGAUGAGUUUGUGGCUUUUGAUAUUGAAAUGGAUUCUGAUGACCUGUCGAUGUGA